Dentiscutata erythropus is the source of this 622-nucleotide messenger RNA. Lineage: Eukaryota; Fungi; Glomeromycota; Glomeromycetes; Diversisporales; Gigasporaceae. The record is from the annotation of a GenBank genome assembly.
AUGUCACAACGCGAUAAAACAUCCUCGAGUACCUCUUUUAAUGAAAUUGUACCUCCACUUCAUAACUCUAAUACGAUUACAAAAUUUCAUCCAAUUUCUCAUACACUGAUAACGAUUACACAACUUAUCUUAUCGACACUUUCUCUUUUAUAUAUUCCUUCUUCAAAUCUUUUGGACGAUCCUGUAAAAUGUUUGAAUAUCACAACAAUUACCUUAUUUUUCGUGCAGUUUAUAACUGAAUUAUCUAGAUGGUUAUUAUAUUUACAAGAAGAUGGGAUUGAAACAAAUAAAUCCAUAAAAGCUAUGUUUAAGAAUUUGAUAGAAAAUAAAGGCGAGAAUUUCGCUCAUGCGUUAUGGAUAACUUUAUUUGGAGCAUUCAUGUUUCAUUUAAUAGCUGUUGUCUUUGGUGCACCCGCAAUUGAUCCAGAAAGCAUUCCUGAAAAGUUAAUUUAUUAUACUACAGUAUCUACAGUAAUUGGUGCUUGGUUAGGUGCUAUUGUUAUUCCUCUAGACUGGGACAGACCUUGGCAGAUGUGGCCAAUUCCUUGUGUAAUUGGAGGAUUUAUUGGACAUGUAAUUGGAAGUAUUAUAUCAUUAUUUGUGUGUUAUUUUGGUGGUGAAA